Molecule: messenger RNA, 1622 nt
Organism: Paramacrobiotus metropolitanus
Lineage: Eukaryota; Metazoa; Tardigrada; Eutardigrada; Parachela; Macrobiotidae
Product: paired box protein Pax-1-like
Exons: 3
Coding region: 504-1457 (317 amino acids)
Biological process (GO): anatomical structure development; regulation of transcription by RNA polymerase II
Molecular function (GO): DNA-binding transcription factor activity, RNA polymerase II-specific; RNA polymerase II cis-regulatory region sequence-specific DNA binding
Source: RefSeq, a predicted model, not a curated record
CGCGUUGUGCAGUUAAGAAAGUCAAGUAAAGCAGCAGCCGUUUGUUUCUACACUGCUCCGCAAUCGGUGCCGCCGUUUCGAUUACUCUUGUAUCUGCAUAUUACUAGACAAAUAAUUAAUCGAGGGCCACGACAGACUGCAGAGGCCCCGGUAAAGUGCAGCAGCAGCGGCAACACUCGAAAAAUUAUCCAUUCUCAAGCCGCGCACAGUCGGCUCGCUGUUUUAUCUCGGAAGACGGCUGCUUGAGCAUUCCAACGUUAACAUUAACAUUAACGCUGUCCAAUGGAGCCCAUUCAUUCCCGUCAUCCGCAGUUGCAAUUGUCUGUACCGGCCCGCGGCUAAUUAACGCAUCGAUCAUGUCCAACAGGAUGGCUACUUUGUCGCACUCAGCGGCCUAAUUGUGCCCUUUUACAUGGAGCGACAAUUAGUUUAUUGACGGUUUCUGUAAUCAUUUAUUUUCAUUCACCUGUGUCCUUGAUUUACCGCUUAUUACUGGAUUGUAAAUGGACGCCAACUGCAACCAGUCCAACUUCGGCGAGGUCAACCAGCUGGGCGGCCUCUUCGUCAACGGGCGCCCGCUGCCCAGCAGCACGCGCCUGCGUAUCAUCGAGAUGGCGCAGUUGGGCGUGCGGCCGUGCGACAUCUCGCGGCAGCUGCGCGUCAGCCACGGCUGCGUCAGCAAGAUCCUGGCGCGCUUCCACGAGACCGGCAGCAUCAUGCCCGGCGCCAUCGGCGGCUCCAAGCCGCGCGUCACCACGCCCAAGGUCGUGCAGCACAUCCGCGACCUCAAGCAGCGCGACCCCGGCAUCUUCGCCUGGGAGAUCCGCGACCGGCUCAUCGCCGACGGGGUCUGCGACAAGUACACGGUGCCCUCCGUCAGCAGCAUCAGCCGCAUCCUCCGCAACAAGAUCGGCAACACCCUCCCGCUCGGCCUGCCGCUGCAGCUCAACGCCGUCACCGCCAGCCAAAGCGCCGACGCCGGGUACGGGACCGCCGCCGCCGCCCGGCCGCGCCCCUCCGACCUCCCGCCCCUCCCCAGCGCCCCCGACGACUCCCUGUACAGCUCCCUGUACGCCUACUCGGCCGCGGCGGCCGCCGUGCAGGCCAUGCACUACGGUCCCGUGGCGCCCGCCCGCAGCAGUCACUCGGGCUGGAUGGGGGCCUCGCCGGCCUCCCUGAUGCAGCAGUACACGCAGUCGACAUUCCCCUACCAUUCCGCGCCGCCACCGGAAGUGGCCAGCUGCAAGCCCACCUACAGCGCGCCGUCCGCCCCGGGCGGCGGUGGCGGUGGUCAGUUCAUGUCCUUGCCGGCGGGCAAAGCUUUCACCGGCUACAACGGCUUCGCGCCGCCCCACGCCCACCCGGGCCACGCCCACUUCCACGCGCACCAACAGGUGCUGCAGGAGGACAACGUCAGUGGGACUGCCAAGACGGCGGGCCUCGACGCCCUCAUGUGACCGUCACGUUGAUUGCCUUAACUCUGUACACGACCCGGACCGGAUGGAUUAAGUAGAGGAACUGUAUUUUUCUUGCAUUGUUCCAGUGCGCAUGCGAUUGGUUAUAAUGGUGUAAAAAGCGAUAGAGCGGCUCUGAUGCCACUGCUGUAUUAUCCCACAUUGAUG